CCUUCACUCUGCACCCUCCACCCCCUGAAAUUCUGCCCUUAGGCUACGGGGGGGGUCGUCCUUUUCUCACCUUCCCCAACCCACCCGAGUUUGCGGCCACCCCCUUCUCUCCCUACCUGUUUCCUGCCUCCAGUCCCGGUUUUCUGCGGGGCUGCGGUCCCUCCCGUCCCUGCUUGGCUGCACUUCCCUGGGCGCCACCUCCUCCCAGACUCUGCCUCGUCGGCGUCUGGCAGAGCCCAGCAGAGGGCGGCAGGGUGCCGGGAGACCCUGAGCUUCACCGCGUUUUCCCCUGUGGGGUUCCUUGCGACCUUCCCUGGAACCUUUUCCAGCCUGCUGCCUCCUGGGAUUUCGCCUAAUGGACUUCCUCAGCCCGUCCCGCCCAUCCCAACCCUCGCCAGACCUCUCGCGCUCUUCCUCACGUCCUCUCCGUCCGUGUACCCCUUCCCUUGUCUUUUCUCAAUUCCAUGCCCCGUCUCCCUUUCUCAGGCUUCGGUCUCCCCAGCCCCAGGCUCCCUUCCACGACCCACCGCUCCCUCUCCACCAGUCUCCCUUCCAUACCCAACUCGUUCCCUCCAAAACCGUUUCCUCAACCCCCACACCCUCAGUGCCUCACGGCAUCGACUCCUACCCUCACCUCAGACCUCAGGCGCCAGCCCCGGUUCUCUCCCGUCCCACUCGCAUCCUUCCCUUCCUACCCCCGGCUCCUCCGGGCUUCAGCCUCCCGCGGCUCCCUCCGCCCACCCCGCCCUCCCGGCACGCCCCGUCCCCUUUUCUCCUCCCCUCCGGUCCCCUUAAGUGAGACCCCUCCCUUCCUCGUUCCUUCCUUUCCUCCUGGAGGUUGCCUUCUCCCUCCCCUCCCCGCCCCUUCCUCCGACUGUCGCUCCCACCUCGGCGCUCGCUUCCCUCCCCGCCCCCUUCCUGCCUCCCCAGCUCCCGCCCGCACCCCCACCCCCCGCUGCCGCGCGCCGCCCGUGACGUCAGAGCCCCCUCCCAGCCCCACAUCUCCCUCCUCUUCCUCCUCCCCUCCGUCGGUCAGUCAGUCCGCGAGGAGAGUGCGCGGUGGCGGCGGCGGUGGCGGGAGCGAGAGCCGCGGGGGCCGUAGGAAGCCAACCUUCCCUGCUUCUCCGGGGCCCUCGCCCCCUCCUCCCCACAAAACCAGGGAUGGAGGCGCCUUCCCGGCACCCCCUCAGCAGCCCUCCCCGGGAAAAGUGUCCCCCCUGAGCUCUUUCCGCUCCCCAACAGCUACCCCUGCCCCCCACGCCAUGGGGCCGGGGGCCCCUUUUGCCCGGGUGGGGUGGCCACUGCCUCUUCUGGUUAUGAUGGCGGCGGGGGUGGCUCCGGUGUGGGCCUCCCACUCCCCCCAUCUCUCUCGGCCUCACCCGCGGGUCCCCCCGCACCCCUCCUCAGAACGGCGCGCAGUGUACAUCGGGGCGCUGUUUCCCAUGAGCGGGGGCUGGCCAGGGGGCCAGGCCUGCCAGCCCGCGGUGGAGAUGGCGCUGGAGGACGUGAAUAGCCGCAGGGACAUCCUGCCGGACUAUGAGCUCAAGCUCAUUCACCACGACAGCAAGUGUGAUCCAGGCCAAGCCACCAAGUACCUAUAUGAGCUGCUCUACAACGACCCCAUCAAGAUCAUCCUCAUGCCCGGCUGCAGCUCUGUCUCUACGCUGGUGGCUGAGGCUGCUCGGAUGUGGAACCUCAUUGUGCUUUCCUAUGGCUCCAGCUCACCAGCCCUGUCAAACCGGCAGCGUUUCCCCACUUUCUUCCGAACGCAUCCAUCAGCCACACUCCACAACCCCACCCGCGUGAAACUCUUUGAAAAGUGGGGCUGGAAGAAGAUUGCUACCAUCCAGCAGACCACUGAGGUCUUCACUUCGACUCUGGACGACCUGGAGGAACGAGUGAAGGAGGCUGGAAUCGAGAUUACUUUCCGCCAGAGUUUUUUCUCAGAUCCAGCUGUGCCUGUCAAAAAUCUGAAGCGCCAGGAUGCACGAAUCAUCGUGGGACUCUUCUAUGAGACUGAAGCUCGGAAAGUUUUUUGUGAGGUAUACAAGGAGCGUCUCUUUGGGAAGAAGUAUGUCUGGUUCCUCAUUGGGUGGUAUGCUGACAAUUGGUUCAAGAUCUACGACCCUUCUAUCAACUGCACAGUGGAUGAGAUGACUGAGGCGGUGGAAGGCCACAUCACCACUGAGAUUGUUAUGCUGAAUCCUGCCAACACUCGCAGCAUUUCUAACAUGACAUCCCAGGAAUUUGUGGAAAAACUAACCAAGCGACUGAAAAGACACCCUGAGGAGACAGGAGGCUUCCAGGAGGCACCGCUGGCCUAUGAUGCCAUCUGGGCCUUGGCAUUGGCCCUGAACAAGACAUCUGGAGGAGGUGGCCGUUCCGGCGUGCGCCUGGAGGACUUCAACUACAACAACCAGACCAUUACCGACCAAAUCUACCGGGCGAUGAACUCCUCGUCCUUUGAGGGUGUCUCUGGCCAUGUGGUGUUUGAUGCCAGCGGCUCUCGGAUGGCAUGGACGCUUAUCGAGCAGCUGCAGGGUGGCAGCUACAAGAAGAUUGGCUACUAUGACAGCACCAAGGAUGAUCUUUCCUGGUCCAAAACAGAUAAGUGGAUUGGAGGGUCCCCCCCAGCUGACCAGACCCUGGUCAUCAAGACAUUCCGCUUCCUGUCACAGAAACUCUUUAUCUCCGUCUCCGUUCUCUCCAGCCUGGGCAUUGUCCUAGCUGUUGUCUGUCUGUCCUUUAACAUCUACAACUCACAUGUCCGUUAUAUCCAGAACUCACAGCCCAACCUGAACAACCUGACUGCUGUGGGCUGCUCACUGGCAUUGGCUGCUGUCUUCCCUCUUGGGCUGGAUGGUUACCACAUUGGGAGGAACCAGUUCCCUUUCGUCUGCCAGGCCCGCCUCUGGCUCCUGGGCCUGGGCUUUAGUCUGGGGUAUGGCUCCAUGUUCACCAAGAUUUGGUGGGUCCACACGGUCUUCACAAAGAAGGAAGAAAAGAAGGAAUGGAGGAAGACUCUGGAGCCCUGGAAGCUGUAUGCCACCGUGGGCCUGCUGGUGGGCAUGGAUGUCCUCACUCUCGCCAUCUGGCAGAUCGUGGACCCUUUGCACCGGACCAUUGAGACAUUUGCCAAGGAGGAACCAAAGGAAGAUAUCGACGUCUCUAUUCUGCCCCAGCUGGAGCACUGCAGUUCCAGGAAGAUGAAUACAUGGCUUGGCAUUUUCUAUGGUUACAAGGGGCUGUUGCUGCUGCUGGGAAUCUUUCUUGCUUACGAGACUAAGAGUGUGUCCACUGAGAAGAUCAACGAUCACCGGGCCGUGGGCAUGGCUAUCUACAAUGUGGCAGUCCUGUGCCUCAUCACCGCCCCUGUCACCAUGAUUCUGUCCAGCCAGCAGGAUGCAGCCUUUGCCUUUGCUUCUCUUGCCAUAGUUUUCUCCUCCUAUAUUACUCUUGUUGUGCUCUUUGUGCCCAAGAUGCGCAGGCUGAUCACCCGAGGGGAAUGGCAGUCAGAGGCUCAGGACACCAUGAAGACAGGGUCAUCGACCAACAACAACGAGGAGGAGAAGUCCCGGCUGUUGGAGAAGGAGAACCGUGAACUGGAAAAGAUCAUUGCUGAGAAAGAGGAGCGUGUCUCUGAACUGCGCCAUCAACUCCAGUCUCGGCAGCAGCUCCGCUCCCGGCGCCACCCACCGACACCCCCAGACCCCUCUGGGGGCUUGCCCAGGGGACCCCCUGAGCCCCCUGACCGGCUUAGCUGUGAUGGUAGUCGAGUGCAUUUGCUUUAUAAGUGAGGGCAGGGUGAGGGAGGACAGGCCAGUAGGGGGAGGGAAAGGGAGAGGGAAAGGGCAGGGGACUCAGGAAGCAGGGGGUCCCCAUCCCCAGCAAGGAAGAACAUGCUAUCCAAUCUCAUCUCUUGUAAAUACAUGUCCCUCUGUGAGUCCUGGGCUGAUUUGGGUCUCUCAUACCUCUGGGAAACAGACCUUUUUCUCUCUUACUGCUUCAUGUAAUUUUGUAUCACCUCUUCACCAUUAAGUUUGUACCUGGCUUGAAGCUGCUCACGUGCUGCCUCCUCAGCAGCCUCACUGCAUCUUUCUCUUCACAUGCAACACCCUCUUCUAGUUACCACGGCAACCCCUGCAGCUCCUCUGCCUUUGUGCUCUGUUCUUGUUCAGCAGGGGUCUCCCCACAAGUGCUCUUUCCACCCCAAAGGGGCCUCUCCUUUUCUCCACUGUCAUAAUCUCUUUUCAUCUUACUUGCCAUUCCACACUUUCCCGUGUUUGGCUCCCCGUGAAUUUUGCUUCCUUUGGGGGCUCAUUCUUUUCACCAAGGCUCACAUGCUCCUUGCCUCUGCUCUUUGUGCACUCAACGCUCAACACUCAUGCAUCCUCCCCUCUCCUGCGUGUGCCUACUGAACAUGCUCAUGUGCACGCGUGCUUUUCCCAUGUGCUUUCUUCAUGUUCAGUCACAUGUGCAUUCACAGCUACGUGUGCCGCUCUCAUGGUCAUGGGUCUGCCUUUGAGUGUGUUUGGGUAGGCAUGUGCAAUUUGUCUAGCAUGCUAUCAUGCCUUUCCUAUUUGCACACAUUUCCCUGUGUACCCUCCACGUACCUUGUGUACCUUCUUCUCUUAAAUCAUGGUAUUCUUCCAACAGAGCCAUAUGCACCCUACCCUGCACAUUGUAUCCCCUCUCCUCAUUGCAGCCUCUCUGUUUCUGCUCCGACUUCCCCCAUUUCCAUUGUAUUCAUGUACUACCCUCACUCACAAUCAACUUCUCCCAAGACUGCUCCCUUUUGUUAUGUGUUUUUUUUUGUUUUUUUUUUUUUUUGAGGGAAAUUAAGGAAAAAGAAAUGGGGGCAGGUUUGGAGAGCUGCUUCCAGUGGAUAGUUGAGAAUCCUGACCAAAGGAAGGCACCCUUGACUGUUGGGAUAGACAGAUGGACCUAUGGGGCGGGAGGUGGCGUCCCUUUCACACUGUGGUGUCUCUUGGGGAAGAAUCUUCCCGAAUCUCAAUAAACCAGUGAACAGUG
Sapajus apella (tufted capuchin) is the source of this 5031-nucleotide messenger RNA. RefSeq names its product gamma-aminobutyric acid type B receptor subunit 1 (gene GABBR1). Bases 465 to 3797 code for a protein of 1110 amino acids. Gene Ontology annotation, molecular function: G protein-coupled GABA receptor activity. The transcript has 18 exons. Gene Ontology annotation, cellular component: G protein-coupled receptor heterodimeric complex; membrane. Gene Ontology annotation, biological process: gamma-aminobutyric acid signaling pathway; G protein-coupled receptor signaling pathway. Lineage: Eukaryota; Metazoa; Chordata; Mammalia; Primates; Cebidae. The record is from RefSeq and is a predicted model, not a curated record.